GUGGCGCAUGCGCACUCGAAGCCUCCGCGGCCGCUUUGACAGCCUUGACGUUUCCCCCGCGUGGAGGCGGGCUCUUGCAGAUGGCUCCGCUACCAGGGGCAGAACUGGUUCAGACGCCGUUGCAGCUCUACCGAUACCUACUGCGCUGUUGUCGGCAGCUGCCAACCAAGGGCACCCAAGAGCAUUAUCAACAUGCCAUCAGACAGAGUUUUAAAGUUCAUUCAGAUGAAGACAACCCUGAGAGGAUACAACAGAUAAUUAAAAGAGCCAUUGAAGAUGCUGACUGGAUCAUGAACAAGUAUAAAAAACAAAACUAAACCCCAGCUCCCAGAGCCAGCACUGGGUAGAAGACCCUUUUCUGGAUCCAGCCAGGAGCAGCUUCCAGAGUUGGGUUCUCCACAGUCCUGCCUAUACUCAAGCAUGAGUCAGGUGAGACCAAAGCCUCCCCAACCAUCAGACCACUCCACCCACACCCACAUUGGAGUCUAUGUUGGCUCUUCCUGCUGAUCUGCUACGGGGAGAAUGUGUUUGUACUUUGUUCUGAAGAGGGAUUUGGUUUUUGGAAUUCCUGAGUGUGCCCUGAUAUGCAGAGGACAGGACACAGGUUUUAGCCCUUGGCUGGCUUCUAGACACAGUGGGUCCAUGAUCCUCCCUCCAUUCUCUGUCUGAGUUCAUCAAGGAAGGAAGAGUGAAGGUGGAUCUGGAGGUGCACAGCAGCCUGCAAGGGGUUUCCUGAAAGCUUGAUUUCUUCCUUCAUCAGGAUUCAAAAGGAUGGAAUUAAAGAGUUGAACCCAGG
Messenger RNA from Suncus etruscus (white-toothed pygmy shrew), 796 nucleotides. It is a transcript of the gene LYRM9, whose product is annotated as LYR motif containing 9. The transcript is spliced from 4 exons. The coding region runs from base 81 to 317 and encodes 78 amino acids. The record is from RefSeq and is a predicted model, not a curated record. NCBI's taxonomy places the organism in Eukaryota, Metazoa, Chordata, Mammalia, Eulipotyphla, Soricidae.